This is a messenger RNA of Hirsutella rhossiliensis, 1029 nucleotides long. RefSeq names its product putative short-chain dehydrogenase reductase sdr protein. Bases 1 to 1029 code for a protein of 342 amino acids. Lineage: Eukaryota; Fungi; Ascomycota; Sordariomycetes; Hypocreales; Ophiocordycipitaceae. The transcript is spliced from 6 exons. The record is from RefSeq and is a predicted model, not a curated record.
AUGGCAGGCCUCGAAGUUACCGGUGUCGAGACGUGGACAUACUUUGCCAUUAGCCUUGUUGUCAUCUUGGUCAGAGUCGGCUUGCGAUGGAGGGCCGAGGGGUUUCGCGGCCUGGACGCCGACGACUACCUCAUGGUUCUUGCCGCGCCACUUUACGGGGCCGGAACUGUAGUGGCGUUCUUUGUCAAUGUGCACGCGCAUGGGUUGGCCAACAACGGGCCGACGCCCGAGGAGCGCGCCGCCCUCGACCCGGAUAGCCUCGAGUGGCGCCUGCGAGUCAAAGGCUCUCAGCUGCACCUGUCGGGCUGGCUCCUCUACACGGCCCUGUUGUGGACGCUCAAGCUGUGCUGGCUCUUCUUCUACAAGCGCCUCGGCGAUCGCGUAAACCGCAUGACGCUCAAGGUCAACCUAGGCUUUGUGCUUGUUGGUUCUACCUACGUCGCCGUCUUCGCCACCAUUCUCUUUGGAUGCUGGCCCAUUUCCAAGCACUGGCAAAUCAACCCGGAUCCCGGAAAUCGCUGCUACCCGGCAAUAGCAGAGCUCCAGGCGUGGGUCGUCGUGUGCACCAACCUGACGACCGAUUUAUACAUCAUGACGAUACCUCUUCCUAUGGUCUGGCGUGCCCGCAUCUCGGCGAGAAAGAAAGCCGGCCUCGGUGCCAUGUUUUGCUGCGGUCUCAUCACAAUCGGCUUCGGCGCCGCCCGCUGCGCCUUCAUCCUGCGCAACGACUCGGGCGACACCGAGUUUGCUGCCAGGUGGUCGUCCCGCGAGUCGUUUGUCGCCGUCAUCAUCUCCAACGUGCCCAUCCUCUUCCCGCUGAUACGCCAGGAGUCCCGCAGCGGCGCCGGCGUGUACAAGCUCUCGGCGAUGUCGUCGCACAAGCAGUCCGGUCAAGGCAAGUCCAGGAACGCCAUGGGCCAUGCCAACGGCUACGGGGGGCAUGAGUCGGAGGAGUCGAUUGUCUCGGUGCAUCAACCCGGCAGAACAGACGGUACAAAUGAUGCCCAGCACUCGACCAAGAUGAUAUGA